AUGGUGCGAAACCGUGAGAACCGUAGCGACAAGGAAGUAUCGCGUGAAACCAACAAUAAACGCAUUCGAAAGCCCGAUCCGGCUCCAUACUUGAACAUUUGGCGCGCAAUGACGAGAGCAGAAAAAAAUCUGUUCCUCACGAGCUGGAGACAACCAUACGGAGUUCCACUUGAUGCUGUACCGGAUGUUUCGAUGGUGGACUGUGGACCGGAUGUUUCAACCGAAAACACACACCAACCGAGCAAUGAUGUAGAAGAUUUUGAUGGUAACACACCAGCAAUCAGCUCUGCUAAAAGAUUCCAAGCAAUUGUAACAUCCGGCAAGGGUAAAAAGCGUUACAUUUACGACUGUAAGCAAACGUACCGCAAGCAGCUGGUCGAGUGUGACAUUUGUCACAAAAGCUUGCCCAAAACGCGCCUAGAAGGACAUCGGAAUGUUCAUCUCGGUUUGCGGCCUCUGGUGUGUGAGCGUGGAUGUGAGCAGAGUUUUCACUGCAAGCAGUUACUGCUACAUCACUACCGGAACGUCCAUAAUGGUGAAACACACUGUUGCGAUGUUUGUGGGAAGGUGUUACGCUCGAAGCGUAGUCUCGGAUACCACAAGAAGGACACGCAUGGAGAAAAGAAGUAUCCUUGCAGCUUUUGCGAUCAGCUGUUUGUUUCCAAUGCUCGUUUGAAUCAACAUCUCAAGUAUCACCAGGGGGAACGAAAGCAUCCUUGCAAGCUGUGCGAAUAUUCGUUCUAUUCGAGUAACGAUCUGAAGAAACAUUUGGCUACUCACGACAACCGCAGACCUGGUCGGUUACGCACCAGCAACGGAACGAGCAAUUCUAACUAA
Anopheles maculipalpis is the source of this 837-nucleotide messenger RNA. RefSeq names its product zinc finger protein Xfin-like. Gene Ontology annotation, cellular component: nucleus. Gene Ontology annotation, biological process: regulation of transcription by RNA polymerase II. The transcript is spliced from 3 exons. Gene Ontology annotation, molecular function: RNA polymerase II transcription regulatory region sequence-specific DNA binding; DNA-binding transcription factor activity, RNA polymerase II-specific. The record is from RefSeq and is a predicted model, not a curated record. The coding region runs from base 1 to 837 and encodes 278 amino acids. Lineage: Eukaryota; Metazoa; Arthropoda; Insecta; Diptera; Culicidae.